Molecule: messenger RNA, 1188 nt
Organism: Nothoprocta perdicaria
Lineage: Eukaryota; Metazoa; Chordata; Aves; Tinamiformes; Tinamidae
Product: acrosin-like
Exons: 5
Coding region: 1-1017 (338 amino acids)
Biological process (GO): proteolysis; acrosome reaction
Molecular function (GO): serine-type endopeptidase activity
Source: RefSeq, a predicted model, not a curated record
AUGAAGCUGUUGCUCCUGCUCCUGCUGCUGGCCGCGUGCUGGCCCGUGCAGGACGCACAGUCCGACUGCCUAUCGAGCUGCGGGGUCCGGGCUGUGUCUUCCUACAACAACAUGAUGCGCAUCGUGGGCGGUUCGGAUGCUCAGCCAGGCUCCUGGCCCUGGAUCGUCAGCAUCCAGGUGCCGUGGAAAAGAGGCAGUGGACACAUCUGUGGAGGGUCGCUCAUCAGUCACCAGUGGGUCCUCACCGCAGCUCACUGCUUCAUAAACGCCAGCAAUCCUGAGAUGUGGCGAAUAAUGGCUGGUACCGUCCGCUUGCUCCAGCCAGACCCUGGGGCCCAAGUGAUCAAUAUUAAGAGGGUACUGAUACACGAAUACUACAGCAACCUCACUCAGAGGAACGACAUCGCCCUUCUGGAGCUGCAACAACCCGUGCAGUGCGGCAAAUACGUGCAGAUGGCAUGUUUGCCCGACACCUCGCUCCAAGUGCCCGGGCUCUCACCUUGCUACGUGGGCGGCUGGGGAGCCACGCAGGAAGGAUCUAAGAUAACACCUGCAGUCCUGCAGGAGGCUGCUGUCAACCUCAUUGACAUCCGCACCUGCAACAGCAGCCAGUGGUAUAGAGGGGCCAUUAGCAGCACCAACGUGUGUGCUGGCUAUCAGCAAGGCGGCAUCGACUCUUGCCAGGGUGACAGCGGCGGCCCCCUCGUAUGCAAGGAUCGAACUGGCGACUACUACUGGCUUGUUGGUAUCACCAGCUGGGGAAAAGGCUGUGGGAGAGCGCAGCAACCCGGAGUCUACACCUCCACUCAGCACUAUUACCAGUGGAUCCUGGUCCAAAUGGGGCUGCUCCAAGCAUCACAGACAACUGCACCACCCUAUGUUGCAACCUCGUUCCACAAGCCAAAACCCACAUACUCAAACAGACCUGGCUCCUGCCCGUUUCCACGCAACAAGCUGUCCGAGUUCUUCACUCUGCUGCAGGAGAUGCUGCAGGUUAUAAAAGAAAGUGAGGCUUAAACAGCAACACAAACAGGAUCGGGGGCAGUGUGCGGCAACCAUUUCCCCCUCGGGCAGUGCCCAUUGAGCCAGAGGCACCCGCGGGGCCAACGGCUUGCUCUGCCCUGCCCACCUCCCCCGACUGACCACAAACCCUGAACCUUUACUCAAUUCCACAAAUAAAAUUGCCUA